AUGAAAGUCUCUACUCAAGUCCUAGCUACAAGUGCUAUUGCAUUCACUGCCACUGCUCUGGCAAUGCCAUCGAUGUCCAAGAGAGUUGUCGAUGGAACCAAAGUCUUUGGUUGUUUCGCGAGUGCCUUCAUGAAGGGUGAAGAUGCUUGGACCCCAGAAUGCGCUGCAGCUGCCGCGACUGAUUUCGGCUUUGUCCGAGAGGUUAGCCUUGGCGAUUUCGAUAUCGAUUUCACAAGCACUGAACCAUUUUCUAUGCCUUUAACCUUACCGAAUCUGCAAGUAAAAUUGGCCUCGAUCCCUGGAAUCAGCUGGCCUAUUAAGAAGCUUGCUACUCGUUAUAACAUCAUUGACAAUGGUGUCGCAGUCGGAAUGUCAGAGUUUCCAAGCUCCCCUACCGAGGUCGAAGGCAGCAUGCUCAAAUCCAAUGUCGGAGUAGCUCCUUUAAAGGCUGUACCAGGAUAUGAAGAUGGAUUCGUCAACUUUAUUGCGAGUCUGUUUGCCAAACCCUCGCAUACAUUCGCCAUCGGAGGGAAUGUUGAUAUUUGGUAUAAGGUCCCUAGCCUUUCAAGUGGUAGUGAGUCCAAUGGUGCUGAUUCCUCGAAGACUCUUACUGCCACCAACAUCGGUAUUUCGGCCCCCGUCACUGUGCGAGGUUUGGAUAACCUUCAGAGAGUAGAGCAUGUGAAGCUAGAGAGCCUCACCAAGGAUGCUGAUUCGGGUGUCACCACACUAGUACACACGAUUAACGUCCAUAACCCUUCGGAGCUUAGCAUUAAAAUGGGAGAUCUUGUAUUCAACUUGAUCAAUGCUGAUGAAGACGUGAAGGGAACCAUUACGCUCCUGAACGUCAAUUUGGCCCGGGGUGAUAACUUUAUGAGAGCCACCACCACGUUCACCGAUUCCGAUAUCUACGAUUCCCUGACAAGCGAGAGCAACACAUUCACAUUUGCAGGUUUUAAAGGCACUGCGAAACACUUAGUUUCGGACGCCGUAUUAUCAGCAUAUAGAUCCCACCUUACGAUCCCCAAAUUUGAGGCAGCAUAA
Messenger RNA from Lobosporangium transversale, 1044 nucleotides. RefSeq lists its product as hypothetical. NCBI's taxonomy places the organism in Eukaryota, Fungi, Mortierellomycota, Mortierellomycetes, Mortierellales, Mortierellaceae. The record is from RefSeq and is a predicted model, not a curated record. Bases 1 to 1044 code for a protein of 347 amino acids. The transcript has 5 exons.